CGUUAAUGGAUCAAAAUCAAAUAAGCCAUAUGAUAAGUUCAACAAUUAAUUAGAAAACAAUAUACAUCUGUGAACAUUGUAGAAAAAGACAGAUUCAAAAGAAACUUGGGUAUUUUUCAUAUUCAAUUCAAAUUGAACCUAAAAAGCCAAACAUAUCUCUUAAAUUCAACAAUAAUCUUGAAGAUAAAGAAAAUUAGCUUAUAGAUGCAUUCAAUAGAACCAAAACUUCUAAAAUUCAACUUUAAAAGAAAGCAGACUAGACUAGUAAAUUAACUUUAGAGAUCAGACUUCCUAAUUAACAACAAAUAUCUUAGUAAAUUUUAUCACAAAAGAAGCCCUUAAUGAAGAAAGAUAACAAGAUAAAAAAGUGA
This is a messenger RNA of Paramecium octaurelia, 371 nucleotides long. The record is from the annotation of a GenBank genome assembly. Lineage: Eukaryota; Ciliophora; Oligohymenophorea; Peniculida; Parameciidae.